Nematolebias whitei (Rio pearlfish) is the source of this 1845-nucleotide messenger RNA. RefSeq names its product leucine-rich repeat-containing protein 24-like. The coding region runs from base 1 to 1845 and encodes 614 amino acids. Lineage: Eukaryota; Metazoa; Chordata; Actinopteri; Cyprinodontiformes; Rivulidae. The record is from RefSeq and is a predicted model, not a curated record. The transcript is spliced from 7 exons. Gene Ontology annotation, molecular function: protein binding.
AUGGCUGUGUUGUUGGUGCUUCUUCUCUCCGUUCUGCUCUCGUCCCCUCACACUCCUGUCCGAGCGUCUCCGUCCUGUCCCCCAGCCUGUCGCUGCUACAGCCUCACCGUGGAGUGUGGAUCCACUGACCUGAAGGACGUUCCCAAGCAUGUUCCUCCAUCCACUCAGACUAUCUUUCUCCAGGACAAUGUGAUUAAUCAGGUUCGACAACUGGACCUCAUCGGACUGAAGCACCUGCACUACCUGUACCUGCAGAACAACACAAUCAUAAGUGUAGAACCAGGUUCUUUUCGGGAUCAAGGUCAGUUGUUGGAGCUCGCACUAAAUGGGAACCAAAUCCACCUGGUGACCUUGGACAUGUUUCAGGGGCUUGACCAACUACGCAUCCUGUACCUGUCAAGAAACUUCAUCACACGCCUGCUGGAUUACACCUUCAGUGGUUUACAACGUCUGCAGGAGCUCCAUCUGCAGCAGAACAGUAUAGAGAUGAUAGCAGAGCAUGCACUGGCUGGUCUGACCUCUCUGGCUCUGCUGGACCUGAGCAGGAAUAAUCUUCACACCAUUGGUCCAACAUCACUUCAGCCUCUGGUUAGCCUGCAGAUUCUGCGCAUCACAGAUAACCCAUGGCGCUGUGACUGUGCUCUUCACUGGCUGAGGAGCUGGAUCGAUGAGGAGGGCCAGAGGCUGCUCAGCUCGGCAGAACGCCGAUUGGUCUGCACCGAGCCCCCACGCCUUUCCCAUCUUAGCCUGGUGGAGGUCCCACUCAACAGCCUAGUGUGCAUUCCCCCCCUGGUUCAGCUGGAGCCCAGGAGGCUGGCAGUACAUCUUGGGGAGAGCCUCAGGGUGUCGUGCCAUGCUUCUGGCUACCCUCGGCCACAGGUGACCUGGAGGAAAGCAUCCCAAGGUAAAGUGGUGGACUCUCCCAGAGGUCUGGUUCAAGAUCUGGGUACUGGAGGAAGUGAAGGCUCAAAGGAGUCCUCAGAGGAAGGCAAAGUUAGCCUGCAGAAGACUGCUGGCGAGCACUUUGACCCCGACACUGGCAGCGGCAUGCUGUUUCUCAGCAAUGUGACGGUGGCUCACGCAGGUUUUUAUGAGUGUGAAGCCUGGAACGCAGGAGGCGUUGCCAGACUGACCUUUCAACUUGCCAUCAACUCAUCCUCCUUGUCUUCCUCUUCAAUUUGGGCCACGUGGUCUCAAGUAUCAUCACCAUAUUCCCCCGCUUGGCCUCGACUGAAGAACCACGGUCUUGCUUUGGGCUCCGACGUGAGCCGGGAGCCUCUGUACGCCCUGGGCAGCAUGGCCUUCAACGCUCUGGGAGCCGCAACUCAGACAGCCAUUUCUCUGGGCAUCUCCCUGCUGGCUUUGACCUCUCUGCUACUGGUUGCCAUGAUUUACAGUCGUCAUCAGCAGUGCGACAAGGAGCCCGAUGGGGCUGAAAAGGAACAAAGCAUCCUGUACGUGAAUGACUACUCAGAUGGGCCCACCAUCUUUGCCCAGCUGGAAGAGUACCGUGACGAGCAAGGCCAUGAAAUGUAUGUACUCAACAAAGCCAAACCCGUGCUUCCUCCUGCCUCACUCACAGAUAUCUCAACCACUAAUCUGGGCUGCCACGCACCAUUGGACACCUCCAGUCAAAUGCUCUCCGUGGGGCCAGGACUGUCCACAAACCCAACUCUUGUCCUGAUCAAACAGCAGCAAUUGCAGGACAGUGGCAUACAGAUGACAAAGAGGAUGGCGGGGGAAGGAGGGGAAGCAGAACCUGUAAUCACAUCAGAGGCUGAAGAGUUUCUGAACCACACAAGCGUAUUCAUGGAGUCGCAGAUCGCCUACGAGAUCCACUGUUGA